CGUCAGUGGGGAGCACUCUGCGUUCAAGGCACGUCCUCCCACACCUCGCCCCUACCCGCUGUUGAUCCUGCUACCCACCGCCGGAGAAAACACGGUUUUUACACCGCUCCGGGAUAAGAGGCUAUUACGAGAUGAAGGCACUGACGUGUGGCGGAGGCUGGGAGUUGUGAUAGACGGUUGAAGUGGACGGCAGGCCCGAGCAGGUAGAACGUGAAGACCCGUGCCGGGUGGAAAGGUGCUGGCGGGCGCGAGUGGAUGGACCGUAGUGGGGAGGCUGUGUGUUUCGGGCGGUGACGAGAGAUGGACAGCCGGGAGCUGAGGCUGAGUAGUAUUAUGCAGCUGCGGUCACGGCGAUGCGUCCUGGUGCUGGGCGUGUCCAUCGUGUGCAAUGUAGUCCUGUUCCUCCGCGUGAUGCAGCCACGUGAAACACACGUGACGGAAUUCAUCCGCAAGGAAGGCGAGUUCCAGGACCUCCGGGCAGCUGCCUUGCAAGCACCCAGCAGAUUAACAGAUGACGAAAGCCAUGACGUCCCCAGACCAGACGAAACAGCCUUCCGUCCUCUGGACUUCCAACGGACAGAAAAGGAGGAAUCUGCUCAAAAAUCUGACAACGAAGAAGAGGAGGAAGAAGAUCCACAGUCUGAUGACAAAGACAAUGUAGACACUAAGCAGGAGGAGGAUGAUGAGAAGGUGGUGAGACAAGUUGGGAAGGAGAACGUGUUUCAUGAGUCGGGGACGAAGGAUAACGGCACGGCUCCCGCCACGACCUCCCCACCACCUGAAGCCAUCCCGACAGACAAUCCUAACUGGGUCUUCAACGUUACAGCUGCAGAUGAGUUCAGGACUCUUGUGGAAGAAGCAACAAAGACACAGGACGUCUUUGUGAUGACACAGAAAAACGUGCAAUUAAACAGACUUCUGAAGUACGAGGCGCAGAAAUAUUACAUCAACGUUACCAGAGACCUGUACAACUGGUUACCCAGGGAUCAGCCGUUCGGCUUUAAGAAGUACAAGACGUGCAGUGUGGUGGGGAACGGCGGCAUCCUGCUGAAGAGCGGCUGUGGGGAGAAGAUCGACUCUGCAGACUUCGUCAUCAGGCUAAACCUGCCAUAUAUGGGGAACUACUCUAGAGAUGUAGGCAAGAAGACAAACUUAGUUACCGCAAAUCCUACAAUAUUGAAAGAAAGAUUUCGGAGCCUCCGGUUUCGAGUCAAUAGGGACACCUUUCUGAACUACACGUCACACUUUCAAGAUGCUUUCAUGUAUUUUAGCGCGUUCACGUAUAGGAUGUGUACAACGUUAUCUUUCAACGCUUACCGAACAGUGCAAAGUGUGAAGGGAAAACGAACCAAUGCCACUGUCAUAUUCGGACACCCGCAGCACCUAGCUCUGGCUACAAAAUUCUGGAAAGGACAGUACAAGAUCAACGAAAGAAGGUUAACGUCAGGUCUGUACCUGGCGGGUACCGCCCUCAGCCUGUGCGAGGAGACUCACCUGUACGGCUUCUGGCCGUUCGACCACGACAGGCAGGGCCGCGUGCUCACCCACCACUACUACGACAACGUCACCAUGUCCGCCAAGCACAAGAGAAUUCGCCAACAUUCCAUCCCGGAAGAGUUCGCUGUCCUGCGCAGUCUUCACAACCGCGGCGUCCUACACAUGACCACGGACAGGUGCUCCUGACGAACACAAGCGACAUUCUGAGCAGCCCAAAAUAUAGUUUCAUCUGGUUGGUCAAUCAUAGGGUGUUAGGGGUUUUCUUU
Messenger RNA from Branchiostoma belcheri (Belcher's lancelet), 1763 nucleotides. RefSeq names its product alpha-N-acetylneuraminide alpha-2,8-sialyltransferase-like. Bases 301 to 1683 code for a protein of 460 amino acids. The transcript is spliced from 8 exons. Lineage: Eukaryota; Metazoa; Chordata; Leptocardii; Amphioxiformes; Branchiostomatidae. Gene Ontology annotation, biological process: N-glycan processing; oligosaccharide metabolic process. The record is from RefSeq and is a predicted model, not a curated record. Gene Ontology annotation, molecular function: alpha-N-acetylneuraminate alpha-2,8-sialyltransferase activity.